Messenger RNA from Aspergillus ruber CBS 135680, 549 nucleotides. RefSeq names its product cyclic pyranopterin monophosphate synthase. The record is from RefSeq and is a predicted model, not a curated record. The annotation marks the transcript as partial. Gene Ontology annotation, biological process: Mo-molybdopterin cofactor biosynthetic process. The transcript has a single exon. Lineage: Eukaryota; Fungi; Ascomycota; Eurotiomycetes; Eurotiales; Aspergillaceae.
UCAGCUCUCCCAACAGUCUCCGACCCAGACCUCCCGCAUCUAACCCCUUCCCAGAACGUCCACAUGACCCAAAUCAGCCAGAAAGCAGUCACUCCGCGGCAAGCCACCGCCACCGGCCUGGUCUAUUUCUCCAACUUACGCCCAUGGGAACUUCUCCGAGAGGGGCAAGGCACGCACAAGGGUGAUGUGUAUAGUGUCGCUCGUAUUGCGGGAAUCAUGGCUGCUAAACGAACUCCGGAUGUGGUCCCGCUUUGUCACCCGGGCAUCGGGAUCACGGGCGUUGAAGUGGACGUGAAGCUGCUUCAGCCGACGACAAAUGGUGACGAUGCGAUGAAGUACGGUGCCAUGUCUGUGAAGGCAACUGUUGGCUGUCUAGGCCGCACAGGAGUUGAGAUGGAAGCUAUGACAGCGACAAUGGGAGCUGCUUUGACGGUGUACGACAUGCUCAAAGCCGUGGAUAAGGGGAUGGUCAUUCGAGGAGUGCAACUGGAGGAAAAAAAGGGGGGGAAGAGCGGACAUUGGGUGCGAGAGCGAGAGAUUGGCCAUUAG